CUUAUCUGAAUUUGUUUAUAGUAUUGCAGAGCUUCGGAUCAUAACAGUCUUUUCAAUAGAACUCGGGGGACCGUAUUUCAUCCCGGAGAGGCUGGAGCAAGCUUGAGCACGAAAAGAGACUCGUUGGGAGCUAUGGUGCUGUGGGAGAUCGCAUUGGGCACUGCCUACUUCCUAGGGCUGAAACGUACUUAUAGGUUGGCUCUGAGGAUGCAGAGGAAGCUCAUUAGCCGCAAGCACCCCAAGACCCGUCUAUUUCUUCAGAGGCGAACACGCGCAGUGUCUGAUGCAACCCUUAAAGCUCACAGAUACAUUCAAGAAAAGGACAUAGGAGUGCGUCGUAAUCUUGGCAAGUGGAUCCGGCCAUGGCUCCACCGGAUAAAACUGUCAGCUCGGGUCUAUGGAUCUUCCGCCCCGGGAUCUGGCAGCAAUUCAAGUCUGAGCACGAGCAUAACUGAGCAGAUCAGAAAGAGCACCGCUAGCCAAAAAUCUCUAGGAAGGACGUUCAAAUAUGGUGAAGCUUACAGGCGUAUGCUCAGUUCAAGCUGGACCAUGAGGUCUAAGCCAUUUCAACCGAUCGCGAUGAUGAUGGGGCAAGCGUGCCCAGCAUUGGGUAACCCGACCCAACAGAGGCAUUUGACCUCGAGCCGGCUUGAACUCCCUGGACAAACACACAUUGGAGGGAAGUGGGAUGGAGUAAUUCGCAAAGAUAUUAUGCAGUGGGUGCUGCAGAAGUGAAAUGCUCCCAUCUGCAAGUGCAUGAAGAUGAAGCCAUGAAAGCGAGAGCAGGGCUAUGUUCCGUCUUUGUUAGUCUUCCCAAUCCCCUGAUUGGAAUUUUUCUUCCUUUUUUCCCCUUCGUAUCUCUGUUGCAUAUUUUCUAGAAACUUUUUGGAAAGACUAAUUAACUGGUGUUUGAAAUAAGGACUGAUUGUCAUUGUCUUGUCCACCAUGGAAAUGAGUGUUGCAAUGA
Messenger RNA from Punica granatum (pomegranate), 967 nucleotides. Lineage: Eukaryota; Viridiplantae; Streptophyta; Magnoliopsida; Myrtales; Lythraceae. The record is from RefSeq and is a predicted model, not a curated record.